AUGGUAAGCAUAAAAUAUAUCCAACAGUCGUACUGCAUGCUAUAUAUAGAACUGCUGUGAUAGACUAAGUAGGCCUAUACUAUAUUUCUCAACACUUAUAUUUAUUUAAUCAAAUCUGCCAGCUACUUAUGUCCUCCUCACGUUUCCCACUCUCUAAAUACCUACUAAACAAUUAUAUAAAUCUUUCCAAAUCCUCAUUCCUUAAAUUAUUCAUAUAAAUUUCCCCAAUCCUCAUUAAUUAAUCAAUUUCCAAUAGCUAGAUCUUUCGGCAACGUACGAUAAAUGAGAAACUUUACUGUCACAGUGGUCAAACAUGUAAAUAGAAAUCCAAGUAUAAAUUCCUUAAUCGAGACUCCCAUGCAGGUCACCAAAUUGUUACAUUGGGAUUACAACUGAUGGAUAUCAUGGAAAGGUUGUGACCAAUUCUCCAGUUAUUUGUGAAACGUCACCUUUGUUUUAUUUCGCUCAGUUAGUGACAGUGUGACACUUCACUGAACUGUAGAUGAAACCGUCUAGCUCGUUGAUACAGCAUCGAUCUAGUAAUACGAAGGUCGCGGGUUCGAAUCCCAGCCGCGGUCAAGUAGAAUUUUCUGCUUGCCUGGUUUGGUAUACACUCGUCUUAAAACAACUCAAAAACCGCUACAGAGAGAGAGAGAGAGAGAGAGAGAGAGAGAGAGAGACAGAGAGAGAGAGAGACAGAGAGAGAGAGAGACAGAGAGAGAGAGAGAGAGAGAGAGAGAGAGAGAGAGAGAGAGAGAGAGAGAGAGAGAGAGAGAGAGAGAGAGAGAGAGAGAGAGAGAGAGAGAGAGAGAGAGAGAGAGAGAGAGAGAGAGAGAGAGAGAGAGAGAGAGAGAGAGAGGUCAAAGCAGUUGUAAUCCGGCCUAAGUCGGUCUAAGUAGGGUAAAGCAUGGUUAAAGUAUGUCAAAGUUGUUGUAAGGUGGGUUAAGUGGGGUAAAGGGAGUUGAAAGCAUGUCAAAGCAGUUGUAAUCCGGCCUAUAUAAGUUGGUCUAAGUAGGGUUUAGCAUAGUUAAAGUAUGUCAAAGUCGUUGUAAGGUGGGUUGAGUUGGGUAAGGGUUAAGCAUGGUUAAUAUAUGCCAAAGUCGUUGUAAGAUGGGUUAAGUUGGGUAAAGGAAGUUCAACAGCAUGUCAAAGCAGUUGUAAUCCUGCCUAGUUGGUCAAGUAGGGUUAAGCAUGGUUAAAGUAUAUCAAAGUCGUUGUAAGGUGGGUUAAGUUGGGUAAAGGAAGGUGAACAGCAUGUCAAAGCAGUUGUAGUGCACCGUAAUGGUCCGGAAUAAGAUAAUGUAUACGGAUCCACUAUGUCCCUGCAAGACUAAGUACUUUUCCUAUAAAUUGAUAAAUGUUUGCGUUAAAAAAAAGGCAGAUGGAAAAGGAAUUGGACGCUGAUAUUCGGUAAUUUUGUUUAUCUACUGAUAUACUUUCUGAAUAUACAAUAAAAAGAGAGCACAAUUUUCCAUCGCAGUGGCACAUUAAAUUUGCGUGCACAUAUUAUGUAAACUUUGCAAACUUUUUAUUCUGGAUCUGACUUGAUGCAAAAUAUACGAACAUUUCCCGAAGAAAUCAGUAAGUAUGGCUUUAUUUCUUUGUGCUAAUAUAUCCAUCAAGGCGAUGAACUGUUUAGCGUUCAUUCUGUAGGCAAGCAAUGUGCUUCUAUGAGUUAUUGAGUUUACCGUGCUUCUUACAGCCCGAAAUAUUCCCAUUGUCCGCAUGGUCGUUUAGAACAUUUGGCAUUAAUGUCUUAAUACACGGAGGCAAAAUGUACUUAAGAGCUCUGAAAUGUUGAAACAAUAUGAUUUCGUGAAUUUACCGGCAGUUUUAAUAAUAGCCCACCUGAUCUAUUCGUCAGUAAUGCCUUAUAAUUGUACAAGGAGUCAAAAUGUACUCAGUUUAUUUUGUUGUUAUGUGCCAAGACAAUGAGUAUAGUGUUCAUUUCUAGAUGUUUAUAGUUUAACAACAAACGUGGAAUGUUGUUAAAUCAGGCUUACUGUGAUAAGAUUCGUAGAGCAACCCAGUGUGGAUUGUUGUCUGUACUUAUUGACUUACCAGCAACUACAUGUAAUCUCCGAGCCAACGGCGCAGAGCGCCGUUCCGGGCGUAAGCCCGGGGCGAGGGUACUAACCCCCCCGGCUAUUUACACCCGGGGAAACGAAAGCAUUAGCGAAGUCUAAAGUUCAUCAACGAUCGCGGGCGUGACCAACGAUCUUGAGUGGGUGGUCAUCCUCACUGAUCUCAAAAAUAUGGCUGAUUGCUUGUAGAAGUGUGAUAAGCAAGAUUUCAGUUUUAACUAGAAAUACAUGCAUGCGGUAACCCCUCGCCAAUAUUUUCCAAACAUUAAAUUAACAUGAAGUAUUCAGAAAUGGUCGACACUGAACGCAGACUCGCGCUCAAGUGUUGCCAUGACAACACGAUAUCUUAAAUUUUUAAUUUUUUCAUAUUUUUGUACAAAACUGCAAAAUAGUUGAAAGAUUCAUACUUUUAACUAUAAAACAAUAAAUUUCCGAAAUAUACACUAUAGGUAUAUUAUUUUGCAUUUUGUGAGCUUCGAUUUAAUGUAAAAUUUAACUUGAAACGCUUCGUGAGAUUUUUGAAAUGUUCAUUCAACUGAACUACAUUGUGUCAUUCCAUUUAAUAUAGGCAUCCCUCCUAUUGAGGGGUCUGGAAAUCCUAUGGGAAGAGAGGGGGUUUUUAUCUUAAAAUUUCCUAGAGGGUAGCUUAAGAAAUUUAAAAAAAAUAGAAAAAAUUAGGUGUUUUAGUGAUAUCCAAGGGGAUAAAAACGAUAUCCUAAAGGGGGUAUAAAGAAAUCCAUGGGGUAAUUUCCAAAAAUCGCAUUCAAGGGGGUUCUAAAAUUUUUAUAUCCUAAGGGGAUUAUGAAGUGACCCCUCAAUAAGGGGGGUGCCUAUAUUAAAUGGAAUGGCUCAUUUGCCGAUAAACUGUUUUACACACAAAACAAAUUGUUAGGUAAUUUUAGUUCAGUCUGCAAAUCAAUUUGUUCAAAUUAAACGGUAAUUUAUAAAACUUAGACCUUCGUUGAAAAGGAAAACAGUUCCUAUUUUUAGGCAAAGGUUAAAGCAACAAAAUUCAAAGCAAACUUGCCGUAUAUUUCACGAUUUCCCAUAGUAAAUCAAUUCUUCUCAUUUCUUCAAACAAAAUUGCUUCAAGCUUGUUGUUUAUGAAACGAUUUUCCAAAUUCUUUUCUUUUAAAAGUGAAAUCUUGCUUAUCCCACUCCCAUGCACAAGCAAUCAGCCAUAUUUUUUAGAUCAGUGAGGAUGGCCACCCACUCAAGUUCGUUGGCAUAGAGUAGAGACAUACAGAGACGUAACUAGUGCACUUUUUUUGUGCGCAUGCUUGGCAAGUUACUAGAUGCAUGCAUCUGAUUGGAUGACGACUUGAUGACGACUCACUUUAAACUUGCUGAGCACGCGCAGUUAAUCAUUUUUCGCCCGGUCGCCUGAAAAAAAAUGGGUACAUGAUAACGUAAUCUUCCGCAGUGUUUACAACGGUCAGUUACGUCUCUGUAAGUCUUAUCUACUCUGUGUCGUUGGUCACGCCCGCAAUAUUUAAUGAACUUUAGACUCCGCUAAUGCUUUCGUUUUCCCGGGUGUAAAUAGCCGCGGGGAAUUAAUACCCUCGCACGGCGCUUGGCGCCGUCGGCUCGGGGAUUACCGUUUAAUUUGAGAAAAAGUCUUAAAAUGUAAAGGAGAACAAAUUGAUUUGAAGACUGAUCUGAAAUUACCUAACAAUUUGUUUUAUUUGUAUAAAACUUAUUAUCGGCAAAUGUACUGUAGUUUAGUUGAAUGAACAUUUCAAAACAUUCUACGAUAAGUUUCAAGUUAAAUUUUACAUUAAUAAAUUAAAGCUCACAAAAUGCAAAAUAAUAUACAUACAGUAUAAAUUUCGGAAAUUUAUGGUUGUUAAAAGUACGAAUCUUUCAACUAUUUUGCAGGUUUGUACAAAAAAUAUGAAAAAUAAAAAAUUUAAGAAUAUCGUGUUGUCAUGGCAACACUUGAGCGCGAGCCUGCGUUCAGUGUUGGUCAUUUCUGAAUACUUCAUGUUAAUUUAAUGUUUGGAAAAUAUUGGCGAGGGAUUACUGCAUGCAUGUAUUUCUAGUAGUAAUAUACGGUAUGUCAACUGACUUUUGUAUAAGAUAUGACUGUCUGUUUAUAUAUCUUUGAGGCCUCUAAGAUAUGUCUAUUGUUAGCAUAAUAUGAAAUAAUCCUACCGGCAUACAUUCAUAUAUUCAUCUGGCUGUGUCACUACAUUUCAAUUCAGAGUGUAUUAUGUUUUUCGAUAAUACUCACAAUUAGAAAUGUCAACAAAUAGACCUUGUCUCCUCAUCAGCAUAUUGCUCGGUUGUUCUGUGAGAUGGGCAGCCUUGAAGGUGGCAUUAAAACAAUAAUUGGAACAAAACCCAACUUAGUAUUUUUAUAUGAACAUUGUACAAUAUUCAGUGGCAAGCUAGCCAUGGCAACUGGCCAUGCUAUGCUGAUAAACCUGCAUCUAUUUGAAUAAUGCGAAUCAUUAAAAACUUGCAUAGCAUGACCUGUUGCUAUGGCUAGCUUUACAACUGACAGUAUUAUAAUUAUACAAAAGCAAGAAGUUAUAAGCAUUGAAGAUAUAUUCAUAUAAAACCGCCCAUGCGAAGAAAGUAGAAUUAGAACUUUUAGCCGCCCUUAGACUUUGUGCAAGAUGUUUGAUAUUCAAAUUGCACUUUUCCUACCUCCUAAACAGGCGUCUUAGGGGCUGUUUGCAUGUAACCUGCGAUCAGGCUCUAUUUUACAAAUAAUAGCCUGACACAAACCUUACUCUGAUCAAUUUCCACUCACAGCAAAGUUUAUAUUUAUUAUCCAAUCAAAAUGUCGCAGGAGAAAUUUAAAUUUCACACAACGACAACAACAAUCUAAUUAUAGUGGUGAUCACGAUAAAAAAUAUCAGCAACAAUAGUACAAUCUAAUUAGCACCAACCAAUCAAAUGACAUAUUAAAAAAUCUUUUGUCUCAUAGACCAAUCAGAUUUACAACCGAAAUACAGUACGGUUGUACGGUAUGGACUUUUGUUGAGGUUUGUAUCGGGCCUAAAUAUAUAAUUAUUUAUAGCCCUGGUCGCAGGUUAGCUUGCAUGAUGGAAGGAAGGAUAAUUUUGAUGUAUUUCAAUAUAUUAGUCACUAGGCUAAACGAAAGUUCAAAUGCUGGUUAGCAGAACUCAAAUGUUAUAGAGAAGAUCUUGUGGUUCAAGAAGGUUAUAUUGUGCCUGAAGAGGCAACCUUUCAUUUACAGCUAACUAUAAUCCAUCUCUAGAAAAAGCUUUUUGCUGAAUCAUGCACCCUGACUUAUUUAAGUACCGGUACAUCAAAAUCAUCCUGCCUCAUAUAUCGUCCUGGAAAAGCGUAGCCUGCGAACAGGCCCUGGGUUGCGGGCGGCGCGAAGAAUAGAGGGCCUGCACGGAACUAUAGGUUUUCUUGGUAGUGGCGUUCGUAUAGAAACGCAGGCUUCUGAUUGGCUUACACUCGUUGACAAAAUUACUAAAAAUAGCAAAUGUCAACAACAGCAUUUUGAAGAAUUUGAACUUUGUUCAUUUUAAUAUUAUAUAUUAUAGGACUAUCGAACAAAUAAAACUAGAAAUGGAAACCAAAAGCAAUAGCAAAGCAUUACAGCAAAAAGUCUAUAAUAAAUUACUUGAAUCUAUCGCUUAAAUGCAAUAUACGAAACUAUAACAGUAUUCUGAAUUUCGUCUUCGGAUUGACAUCAGACUAUAGUAUAGUACAUUUUGAGGUCGUCGUGGCUUCACGGAUUAUUCUCAUUAGUGAGCAAGUCAGCAAGCGAAGGUAUACAAAAGAUACCCAAAUAUGUACGAAUAAUUAUAUUGUUGAUCCUCACUGGCAUGUCAUUUAGAUAUAAAUAUAUAUCGUACAUCAAACGCUGUACUAUUUACUGUAUAAACUGCUGACAAUUUCGUCGUCGAUACGGCUUCCACCACUAUACUUCCACUAUUGGCACACUCGUGAGUUCCAAGAAAUUAAUAAAUACAUGCUCAUUUAUCAUUUAUUUAGACCACAGUUAGUAAAAUUUUAGACGUAUUCGGUAUUCCAAAUCCCAAUCUAUCUGACCGUAUUUUAGUAAUAGCUUCAAAUAUUCAGAACAUUGUUCUUUCAGUCGCACAUAGUACAAGUAUUACUGUACAUUGAUUCAAUGCCAAUGGUAGUAUUUUAUUCGGCUUUAUAUUUGUAUGUGUAUUGAUAUCUAUUUAAUAUUUGAAGAAUUCUAUAUUUUUCCGAGUAAUAUUUUGUGCGGCCCGCUAAUGCUUUGUAUUAUUGUACAUUUUAAUAUUCAGUAUUUCUUCGUUGCACAAUGUACACGCCUUGCGUCAAUUUGACAGUUGACAGUUUAUUUAUCGCAGUCGACGCUGAUUGGUUCGCGUUUCGCAGAUGCGAAAAGGGGAUGAUUGAAUAAAACGCAUGUUCCGUGCAGGCUCACCUUUCUCCCAGUGAGCCUGUUCGCAGGCUACAUCCCCCUGGAUAUGAUGAUUCGCUUAUACAAGGCUUACAUUUUACCUCAUUUGGAGUAUCGUGGUCCAUUAUUGGUCGGAAUUGGUAAGGCGGAGGAAAAGAAACUGGAGGACACAAACUAUUAUAUCUGAUAUAUCUUAUUAAGAACUAUUUUAGGACUGUCUUCGUCGGUGGAGUACGUAUAAUCAUAUCCAUCUGUCUGGAUGGAUUACCUGGAUGGAUGUCUGAAUGGAUAAAUUGUAGAUAGAAAGUAUCGAGUAGAAUUUUUUUUACAAUCAGAUUUGCAAAGUCAAUUUCAAUACAGGACAUUACAAAAUCUAGACGUGCCGGUCAGCAACAUGCAUGUAUUAUUCUCUAUAGUUUUUUUAUAUGAGUUAUGAUGAAGUGGUACAAAAUCGUUGAAGGGUGGGAUGGGUGGUAAUUUCCAGAAAGUAUUUUCCCCCAGUCCGCAGAGCCAGAGGUCACAGACUUUUGCUUGCAAGUGGCGCAAUGAUCAAACGAGUUAAAAGGACAAGUCAUUGGGUCUAAUGUUAGAUGAGACGUUAAGUUGGAAUAAACAGAUGAACCCAAUAACAAAAAAGUAAACAGAGGUUUGAAUGUACCAAAAUGGUUAUCAGAAUUCCUAGACCUUCAAACUUUACUAAGUACUAGAUAAAACAUGAGCAUCCGAUCUUUAUCUGAUCUCCUGCCAAACAACAAGCCUCGAAAUCUUAAAAAUAAUAUAAUUUUUGUUAUAUAGUUAGUGUCAAUGUUCAAUUUUUCUGUUUUCCGAAGCGUAUCACGUGCAAAUCCGCAAAAAGUCCUGCCAACGAGUCCAUGAUAAAACAUUUAUUAUAUAAUAACUACAGUGAAACAGGCAAUUUGAUUGGUCAAUAGCCGUGCUGGAUUAGGCUAUAAUUCUGCACGAGGAAUUAAAAUGCCGUCGCCGGAUUCUCGAAAUGUCAUUGUCUCACUGUAGUUAUUUUAUAAAACAAUUACCAAAUGGUUUUCCAAGUAGGAUCGCGUGGCCCAUGCACUUGGGAUGUUGCUCGACUUUCGAAAAGCGUAAAAAUACACUCGCCUGCGGUUCGAGUAGCGACAUCCCUCGUGCAUGGAUCACGCAAUCCUGAAUGGAAAACCAUUCGGUAUUCCUUUAUUGACUGGUCAGCAAUAAAAUGGUGCAGAGCACAUGCGGGUUAAACUUUUUUGUUAAACAUUUACGGCGUUCCAUUUAUCCAGUUUUGGUUUCAAAGUUCACUUCAAUAACCGGUGAAUUAUGUACUGUUUAAUAAACGAGCACGAGUGUUUUAUUACUCCGGGUACUGUAAGUACCGGAGUAUUAAAAUGUCAGAUCUUUUUUCUUAGGCGACACAA
Messenger RNA from Paramuricea clavata, 7874 nucleotides. The record is from the annotation of a GenBank genome assembly. Lineage: Eukaryota; Metazoa; Cnidaria; Anthozoa; Malacalcyonacea; Plexauridae.